GGCGAACAGAUGGCGGCGCACAACCACCAUUUGUUUAUUUUUACCCUCAUUACCCACUCCCCGCACCUGUCAAUGUCCUAAUAUCAGCUGUCUGUUCCGACAAGCGAUUAUUAUGCGAAGCCUUCGAUAAUGUCCAUUGUUUGCGAAGAAGUGUUCGAUGAGACGAGCCACCCUUCUGCUGAAGAAAUCCGGGACUAUGCCACAAAAAUCGGGAUCGACCCGGACUCCGAGCCCCAGCUGCUCCCGCUUGCAGCCGAGGGCCUCAUGAAGGCUUUGCCCCCCGGUUGGAGACCUUGCUAUGACGACAAAUCAAAAUCAUACUACUACUACAACAACAACACGGGAAAAACACAAUGGGAGCACCCUCUCGACGACGUUUACCGCGGUUUGGUGAAAAAAGUCCGUGCCGAAAGCCAAUCUCUAAGUCUUGGUGAACCCACCGAAGAUGCAACUUAUGCCAGAGAUGAAAUUCCAAGUUUUGAGGAGCCUCCAAAACUCACCAAACUCAAACUUUCGCCACUCAAAACCAGCCCCAAGCACGAAGCCAAACUCCUCAAACAACGCUCGGAGGAGCAUUUACUUUCGUCGCGGAAAAUUAGUCUCAAUAUUUUCAAUAGUUUCGAUGAGAAAAGCAAUUUUGAGAAACAUCCACGUGUGUUGGAUAAACCAGAAUUGAAGAUAAGUGGUGGAGGAUCAAUGUUUCUGAAGUGUAACACAAAGAAAGGCGCUGAUUUGGCCCCAAGUCCGGCAAAGAGUGAUUCCCCGGAUGUGCAAAACCAACCAAGGAGUAUCCUCAGGGAACGCAAUUCCUUGGAAGUCUCCCGGAGUAUGGAUUUUGAUAAGGUUUCUUUAGACAAGUCGGAGAAGGACGAUGAUGAUAAGAAAAGUGUGAGGUUUAACCUCGAUACGAACACCGAUGUUGGCUUUACAUUUUCGGAUAAAUCAACUUCCAGUGAUGAUGACAUAGGGAAUGACAUCAUCAAUGUUAAAGUGACUCCAAAUAAGCCAAAAUCACGAUUUACCGUAAGCCCGGUCCCCGACUUAACGAACGAAAAGAAACUAAUUAAGCCAAACCCAACCGACUUUAUUAAACCAAAAUUAACAAUAAGUAAAGGUUCCGACUCCGAAGAUGACUCUCUUAAAAGUAACGGUUCGGACGAAAGUCCUCUCCACACCAAAAUGUUGAUCAAAUCGAAGAAACUAGAGGAAAAAGCCGAGAAAAAAAUUGCCCAAAUGAAACAAAACAUCUGGGAGGAGAAAAACGAUGAGUUGGUGAAAUUCCGUGACGACUUACAAGAGUCACAAAAGGAGGAACUUGAACGCAUUUUAAUUAAUGCUAAAAGUGACCACGAAGAUCGGAUCAAAUCAGAGUUGGAGAAUUUGCGAAUUGAGAUGGAAAAUCGCAACAAAGGGGCGCUAAACGAGGAAAGGAUCAAGUUUGAGAAGUUAUUGGAAGAGACGAGGGGAAAGUUUGAAAAAGAUUUUGAACAAGAACAAUCGCAAAUGAAGGAAAAGUUCGAGGCAAAGAAAGAAGAGUUGGAGAAGUACUACGAGGAGAAAUUGGUCGAAAUCGAGAAAGACUUGGCCGAAAGAAUGGAGAAAAAUCGUGACGAGAUGAUUCUAACGCACAACUCAAACGUCGAACAAUUGAAACAGAACCAUGCUAUAAUUAUCGAGGAGUUGAAAAAAGGGUUCAAGGCUGAGGAAGAUGCCUUGAGACGGGACCACAAGGCUGUGAUUGAGGAACUAAAGACUAGUAAAGUAGACGAUAGGAAAGACGAUAAGUUUGAAAAAAUCCGUUGUGAGAAACGACUGCUAGAAGAUAAGUACCGAUGCUUGAAGGAGAAAUAUUUGAGACUGAAAACCGACGUGAAAAUGUCAAUCGAGAAGCGGAACAAAAGGAAGGAACAAAGCGGGGCGACAACAACCACAGGGUCGGAAACGGAACGCAGUCACUCCAACAACAAAGACAGGACUCCGCUGAAUUCCCCCAUACGUAAACCCCCCCGUUCUGAGACGAAAAAACCCGAGCACCGAGCAACCCGCCAACUAAUCAUCCAAGACCUGGACACUUCAAUCAGCGAUAAAAGCGAAAAUAAAAAAGAUUGUGAUUCGAGUGACUCCACAAAUCCAGGUCGCAGCCGAAAAAAAAUUUUCUCCCGCUUGAAAAGCUCCUCAACUUCGAGGAUCAACACGGGAUCGAAAUCACGUCGUAACCAACGUUCGUGCUCCCCUGUUGAGAAUUUGCGGCGACAGUUGCAGAAAUUGGAGGAUUUGGAGGACCAGUUCCCUCAAAAUCCACAAGCUGAUACGUAUCAUUUGAGGUAUCCAUUUUCCGAUGGUCAAAAAUUUGAGGGGAGUUCCGAAUUGGAAUUUUUUCGGCAUAGGAUACACUUGGAGCGGGAUUCGAUUAAAAGGGCCAAAGAGAGUUUGAGGAAUCAGAAAUCGCUCUUCCAGCAGAGACAGAAAGAAUUGAAGUUGAAACACGGGUCUAUGGCCAGGCACACGUUGCAACAGUUGUGCCAGGAGGAGAAGGAGUUGACUGAUAUGGAGGUGUCGCUUCACCGAACGAGGAGUCUUCUGGGGGAGAAGGUUAUCAGGUUGAGGCACUUGGAGCAGUCCUUGCAGAGGGCCACCAUGACGGCGGAAAACCGCCAAGAAGACGCCACUCUGAGCGACAUUUCCUCCCACAGUGCCAGUUCAGGGAUAAGCUCGACUGAGUUCGCCACCGCUGACCCCAACCCCGGGAAGAGUUUCAUCCACGGGGAGCACCUCCAAGAAUCUUCCGAAAUAAUCCAAAGCUUGGAGAACUUGAAUUCGGAAAUUCGCGAAAUCUGGGAUGUUUUACGCAAACAGCAACAACAAGGUGGGAUUUCGGUAAUACCACCCCUAGUCUACCCUGACUUAGGUUGGCCGCUGUUAGCAGGGGCUGCCACCGUUCCGGCGCCACCGUCCAUCCCCACGUUGGCCGAUCGUUUGCACAAUUACCGCCAACAUGUGGCGCUAGCUAACGCUCAAAGUACGGUAGUGACGCACGCUAAUCAAGGGGCUACUACUACGCUUGUCGAAAGAACGAGGAAUUUGAGGCAUUGGCUGAGGCAAGCGGGGGUUGAUGGGAAUAUGGAGGGUAGUACGCCACAAGCAACGCUUUGAAAUGUUGAACAGUACAAAUUUUGUUGGGGUUUUUAGAUUUUAUCGGCCGGGAAGGCCAUUUGUUAGGAUAGUCAAGGCCAAUUCAAAUAAAACUUUAUUGUUUCAAGUGGGUCCGAAAAGUUAGCGGACUAAAAACAGUACAUUUUUUAUAGUUUCGUUAAUGUUGCCAGAGUCUAGCAAGAGCACUCAAAAUUAAAAAAAAAAUAUAACAUUAAGUACAAGACAAACCAAUAAUACAAUCAGAUGGAAAAUUAAUUUAAACCUUAACCGUUGAAGAUAGAAAUAUGGUGUCUGGACUUUUUUUUCUCUGCUUUUUCACAGAUAAAAGGGGGAACGCAAAUUGAUAAUUGCUUAUAAUUUUGAUUGUUUUUUGUAAGAUUUUGUAUGUUGUUUGGGGACUUAAAAAAUUGUUAGCCCGCUAACUUUUGGCCCAGUUCCAGGCCUAUAAUGCAUGCCGUUUCUCUUUAGACGCUUCAUCUACUAAAAAUUUUAUACGCCUUGUAACGGACUGACGGGAAAUCGCGAUGUGAUAGCCUCAUUUCAAUUAUCAAUCUCCCAAACUCUUGCCUUAUUCAUUUACAAGUCCAUCGUACCUAACUAAGAACACGUGAAAAUAGUGCCAAUCAUAUUCAGACUGUUAGGAAAGGUUUAAAGUCUAGUCAUUGUAUCCAGCACAUGUAAAUAUCAAUGUUUAAGGUAUAAAAGAAUCAAAAUAAAUCUCUUAAAAAACCUUAUUUAUUCACUCAUAGCGCAAUAACAGCAGCGGCAGACUUUAACGCUUUACGCUCUUUAGCCUUCACCUGAGCCGCAAUCCGGUCCAAAUCACGUCGUCCUUGCUGGGUCAGCUCCCUACCUCCUGUUGGUGUCUUCUCAAUAAGCUUGAGCCCUUCCAGACUUUGGAGGACUUUUCGCGCUAUGCUCCCGGCAGAGCGGCAAAAGUGUGACGGCUUGGUCCCGUUGCGUUUACGCGUUCCGAAAAUUUUAGUCACAGAACCCACACCAAUGGGGGACCUCAUGUAAAUGUGUCUCACAACGGCGGCACACCGGGUGUAGUACCAAUCAGGGUCGUAGGGCGCCAACUCCUUGGCUCGCGAAGUCUUAACUAAA
This is a messenger RNA of Tribolium castaneum (red flour beetle), 4260 nucleotides long. RefSeq names its product centrosomal protein 164 (gene Cep164). The transcript is spliced from 6 exons. Lineage: Eukaryota; Metazoa; Arthropoda; Insecta; Coleoptera; Tenebrionidae. The record is from RefSeq and is a predicted model, not a curated record. Bases 130 to 3153 code for a protein of 1007 amino acids. Gene Ontology annotation, molecular function: protein binding.